AUGGCUGGUAUGUCAGGCAGUGAUAUCAAGGAAGCCUGUCGGGAUGCAGCAAUGGUACCUGUGCGGGAGUUGAUUCGACAGAAGAAGGCGAAUGGAAUGCAAAUGGACGCUGUGAACCCUCAGGAAGUUCGGGGCCUUCGGACGGAAGAUUUCUUCUCUCGCGCUGGUGGUGUCAAAGUCAUUCCUCAGCCUACUUCAAUGCCCACUGGAGCUGGCAAGGUCAGCGAGAAGGAGGAUGGCGAUUGGAGCACUGAGUCUGAGGCCGCAUCAGAAGCCGAGGCUCGUCACUCUGUGAUGGCUGAACCUCCAGAAUAA
Messenger RNA from Penicillium canescens, 315 nucleotides. RefSeq lists its product as uncharacterized. The transcript has a single exon. Bases 1 to 315 code for a protein of 104 amino acids. The record is from RefSeq and is a predicted model, not a curated record. NCBI's taxonomy places the organism in Eukaryota, Fungi, Ascomycota, Eurotiomycetes, Eurotiales, Aspergillaceae.